Triticum dicoccoides is the source of this 1019-nucleotide messenger RNA. RefSeq lists its product as uncharacterized. NCBI's taxonomy places the organism in Eukaryota, Viridiplantae, Streptophyta, Magnoliopsida, Poales, Poaceae. The coding region runs from base 188 to 844 and encodes 218 amino acids. The transcript has 7 exons. The record is from RefSeq and is a predicted model, not a curated record.
UUGGACAAGUGCAUGGCAUGGGUUUGCUUCCAACUCCUAAGCAAGUCUACGGUCGGACGCCACGGUAUCUAAAGAACAUCAAUAUGACUAGAACUGAUGGAUCACCAUAUGAAGUUGAACAUGACGUUUGGGAGGCAAUAGCAAAGAUGCAGGAGCAUAUAAAAAGCAAGACCAGAUUAUUAAAGAUAUGAAUAACAAAGAAGGCUAUGUCAAUAAUGGCAUAGAAGAGGAAAACCUCCAAUCAAAUGAUAAUGGUAUUUCUCGCUCACCACUACUGCUUGGUAAAACAAAGAGAAUCCAGUGCAAUGGACCCGUUGAGGCAUGCUCGUCUAUGCAACAUGACAUUCCUAAGGAUACUAAUUUAUCACGUUCGCAUGAAAAGGUUGGCGACCAUGAUGUCAACCAAUUACAAAUUCUACAAAAUUCAUCAUCACCACAAGACCUUGUUAUUGAUUCUGUGCUAGAGGUGAUGGAAACGAGGAAUAUUACGGGUGAAUCUGUUUCAAGACCAAACCAACAAAGGACUAGAACUGAACACCCACACCGCUCAAAAAGAAGGUGUUCUUCUUCCAUCAAGGUUGCUUCCAAAGUAGUCUUAAAGACUUCAACAUAUCCCAACAAGCGGAAUGUUGCGUAUGGUACUAUUCGGAGUACUGAUCCAAGAACAAAGGCUGGUGGUAUUGAGUUAGGUGCUGAAUUUGCUCUUGUGCGCAUAGACGAACCUAUUCUUGAUAAUGAGGAGUUGGUAAGGGAAGUUUCUGAUUGCAAGACAAUUGGCGAGGCUUUCACUUCAGGAUACUUAAUUGACUGGCCUUCAGCUUUUAUUCGAGAGAAGGAUGGUUGAUUUGCAGUUGAAUUCUUGGAUCAAGAAGCAAAUAAAAUUUGAAGAUUUUAGCUACCAAUAGUUGUAGUUUACAUUGAUAGAUUUAAAAGUGUAAUAUCAUCCAAAAGAUCUUUUUCUUUCAUCGAAUUGAUGCAAAUGCGACAGUGUAAUAUUCCCCAUAGUUGUGUUUUCUAUC